Fusarium musae is the source of this 1557-nucleotide messenger RNA. RefSeq lists its product as uncharacterized. The record is from RefSeq and is a predicted model, not a curated record. Lineage: Eukaryota; Fungi; Ascomycota; Sordariomycetes; Hypocreales; Nectriaceae. Bases 1 to 1557 code for a protein of 518 amino acids. The transcript has 4 exons. Gene Ontology annotation, molecular function: carbohydrate:proton symporter activity. Gene Ontology annotation, biological process: carbohydrate transport; transmembrane transport. Gene Ontology annotation, cellular component: membrane.
AUGAGAACUUGGUUCGGUCGUGGCAAGAAACUGCAACGUGCGGUAACAUCAUGCUGCCUCUGCGCCUUUGUUCUUUACGGCUAUGAUCAAGGUGUCUUUGGAGGUAUUCUCGAGAACGAGGAUUGGCUGCGACAGUUCAAUGAUCCUGGCGAUACUUUGACCGGCUUCAUUACCUCAAGCUAUAAUCUGGGCUGUUUGCUGGGAUGUUUUAAGAAUUUCUUUGUUGGUGAAAAGCUUGGUAGGAGAUGGACUAUUUGGGUGGCCAUGGGCUGGAUCCUUGUUGGGGCUGCGUUGCAAGCAACUGCGUUUACACGAGGACAUCUCAUCGUGGGGCGAAUUGUUACUGGUGUUGGCACCGGUCUCAAGACUUCUACUGUUCCGAUGUAUCAAUCCGAACUUUGUGAGGGCACAAAGCGUGGUCGUCUCGUCUCCGCAGAAGUCAUGUUUGUUGGUAUCGGCAUCGCCUUCGCAUACUGGUGGGACUUUGCCUUUAGCUUUGUCGGUGGGCCGUUCGCAUGGCGAUGGCCUCUCGCUUUUCAGGCUGUCUUUGCAUUCUGGGUUAUCUUUGUGGUCUUUGGUGUACCCGAGUCGCCUCGUUGGUUGCUCAACCAUGGGAAGAGACAAGAGGCCAUCGAAGUGCUGUCAGCAGUCUAUGAUAAACCUAUUGGCCAUCCUGAUAUUCUGCGAGAGGUUGAGUCAAUCGAGGCGGCUUUAUCGAUGGAAGCCGAAGCGGAAGGAAGCACUUCUUGGGCUUCGACGUUUAGGAAGGAUAAGGUCAGCACAAGGUACCGAGUCUUCCUUGCUUGGUUUGUGCAGUUCAUGAAUCAAGCCGGUGGUAUAAACUUGGUUGUUUACUAUAUUUUGACUGUUCUGACCGCCAACGUCGGACUCGAGCACAGACUUGCCCAGAUCAUCGCCGGUUGCAUCCAGCUAAUGUUCCCCAUCGGCUCCUUGCUCCCCACUCUAGCUUUGGACAAGAUGGGCCGUCGAUCUACCAUGAUGUGGGGAUCUGCCGGGCUGUCGUUCUCGAUGAUGAUGGUAGCAGCACUCUUGUCUCAGGCAGAUGAUACAUCACGGGGUCGAGCAUUUGCUGCUGCGUCAGUAGCGUUCUUCUUCACCUACAUGCUUAUCUUUGGUGCGAGUAUGAACUGUGUUCCGUGGGUUUACGUCCCUGAGAUUCUCCCUCUUCACGCUCGAACCAAGGGGACUGCCAUUGGCGUCAGUUCCAACUGGCUUUGGAAUUUUACAGUAGUCAUGAUUACUCCCGUCCUCAUCAAUCGUCUUCAGUGGAAGGCAUAUUUAAUCUUUAUGGCCACCAACCUCAUUUUCGUGCCGAUCAUCUUCUUUUUGUACCCCGAGACAUCUAACCUAGCUCUUGAAGAAGUUGACUACAUCUUUGCUCGUGGCGAGAAUACUGUUCAAGUGGCUAGAGAGAUGCAGAAAGAACUUGCUCUUCAUGGACGCCUGGCGGAUGAUAGAUAUCCUGAGAACGCAACAAAGGUGGAAAGUAAGCCGUAUGAGAGGCGUGAUGAAUUUGUUGAGCAUGCACCUGCUUGA